Molecule: messenger RNA, 1595 nt
Organism: Humulus lupulus (European hop)
Lineage: Eukaryota; Viridiplantae; Streptophyta; Magnoliopsida; Rosales; Cannabaceae
Exons: 3
Coding region: 291-1352 (353 amino acids)
Source: RefSeq, a predicted model, not a curated record
UUGACGUAAUAAGAAUAGUGUUAUAAUAAUAAUAUUAAGAAAAAUUAGUUGGGGGAGGAAAGGAAGAAAGAAAGAAGAGACCCACGCAUGGCCCGGUUUGAUAGACAAAAUUCUCAAUAAGCAACUAAGCCAAAAACGUAAGCUGUACGCAUAUUCGACGUGCCCUCGAUCAAUGCCGACCUGUACAUGUCCCGCCACCACCAUCCCCACAUUUCCACAUACUACUAUUAUUAUUAUUAUUAUUAUUAUCAUAAUCUCAUUUCAAUACCUUUCCAUUCCUCUGCGCCUCCAUGGCUAACCUGCGCACCAGGAGACUACUCACGAAUCCCACCCCACCUCCCUCUCCCAUCCCUACCGGCAAAGGAUCUCGCUCCGCCUCAAACGAGCCCUUCGCCCGCUUUCUUCACGACUCCCUCCGCGUCCCCGGUCUCGCCUUACCGCCUUCUUACCCAGUAGACCCAACCCAUCGUACUCGUCCCACUCCUGAGGUGGUAGAUCUCCGAGGCGGACGCGGAGGUUGUGGCGAUCGGAUUCGGGAUUCGGGUAAGAAGUUUGGGUUGGUUCGGAUCAGCGGUCACGGGAUUUCGGUGGAUGAGUUGAAAUGGUUGUUGAUUCAAGGCGGUGAAUGGGAUUCUGAAGAGUGUAGUAGUGAUGUGUUGCGAAGAAGGAAUGGGAAUCGGAAAGAGGAGAUGUUGUGGGUUUCUUCUCCGACUGAACGAACGCAGUCUAUUCUGAAUUGGGCAGAUGAUCCGAAGUAUCGGGUGCUAAGCGAAAACAUGAAGAAUAUUGGGAGUAAACUUGAAGCGAUUGCUGAGAAAGUUUGUCAAAUUUUGUUGGAGGAUGGCAGAAACCAAGUAAACGAUGAGAAAAUAAUGUUCGACGGAAAAGAGUCUGUUACCUACUUGUACAGACACAAUCACCAACAAAGCUCCAUGGAUCAAACCCAAAUAACUUUAAACAAUAAUGAGAAUGGAACCCAAUUGUGUUUGAUCCUCCACCUUUUCAUUGAGCAUUGCCAAAUUUAUGUUCAAUCAGAAGCAGAUCAUCUCUAUUUUGAUGCAGGUCCAGAGACACUAGUUGUCACUAUUGGGAAACAACUACAGGAAUGGAGUCUCCAAGAUGAUUUCAAGCGUGUUAUUGGGAAAAUGAUUUUUGUACCAGCUGGCAUUUAUGAAGCCCCAGAUUACUCUUUCUCCAUAAAACUCAACUACUUUUCUUCAAAUUCAAAUAAAGUGUUACAAAGAAAUAUUGGUAAGACAAUCUCCAUCGGUGAUCAGAUCGUAAUAGCAAUCGUCAUCACUCUCCUAUACAAAAUUUUCAUGCUUCUAACAUCAAAGAUUGCUGGAGUAUAGUUUUGGAGUGUCUUGGUAUACCAUGACACACAUCUAUCUAGUACUCCUCUUUUUAUUUUUUUGGUGGUACAGGUUUGGUGUGAUCAAUUUAUUUUCUUUUUCUUACUCUGAAAGUUAAGUUUAUGGAAAGGGUCCCCCUUGAUGUAUUCGGGACCUGUGAAUGGCAUGGCUUGAAGGAUUGAGUGAAAGUUUGAUUAUACACAAAAAAAAAAAAAAAAAAAAACACUUGUACAAAUCUUCAUA